Messenger RNA from Macroventuria anomochaeta, 771 nucleotides. Its product is annotated as acyl-CoA N-acyltransferase. Gene Ontology annotation, molecular function: acyltransferase activity, transferring groups other than amino-acyl groups. Bases 1 to 771 code for a protein of 256 amino acids. The record is from RefSeq and is a predicted model, not a curated record. The transcript has 2 exons. NCBI's taxonomy places the organism in Eukaryota, Fungi, Ascomycota, Dothideomycetes, Pleosporales, Didymellaceae.
AUGCCGGUCGACCAAGCAAAGCGGCUCGCAUCAGCAGAGAUCAAGAUCGAAAUUGCCGAGGAAAAAGACGCCUACCGAAUCGCCGAAGGUGUCUACGCCUGCUUUCCAGAAUCCUCGUUAGACAAGAAAGAGCCCCGGCACCUACGCCCACCAACACAUGAAACCCGUGUCCAGCGCCUAGCAAAAAGAAUCCAACCCUCCUUCUCCCAGCCCGGCAUGCACUGGAUCAAAGCCGUCCACAUCCCCUCCUCCACAAUCAUCGGCGCCGCAGGCUGGGCCAGCCCGACGCUUCCCGUGCACAACAUCUUCCGGCGCUCUGCCAUAACUUUCUACGGCUGGAAAGAGAAAAUGGGCUGGAGUGACGCUGACGUUGAUGAAAUGUUCGCGCACGUUGAUGAUCAGGCCUGGAGCGGCAAUUAUGAGAAAGAUGAUGAGAUUAGGAGCAAGGUGGUGGGUGAACCGCAUUGGUAUCUUGCGACACUUAUUACGUGGCCUAAGUGGCAGGGGAGGGGCGUGGGGAAGAGGUUGUUGACUUGGGCGAUUGAGAAGGCGGAUAAGGAAGUGCCGCCUACGCCGAUGUAUUUGGAGAGUUCAGCGACCGCGAGGGCAGUGUAUAUGCAUGUCGGGUUUGUGCCGCAGGGGGAUGUGAAUUUCUUGAGGAGGGGGCCAAGGGUUUUGAGAGGGUUGGAGGCGGAGGUGGAAGAGAAGAAAAUUGAGAAGGUGGAUGUUGAGGCUGUGGCGGAGGAGAUAGAGGCUGACUUGGCUUCUUGA